CAUGAAUGAUUCAUGCAAGGGGAGAAAAAGUGCGAAUUCUAGUUGCAAGAUCGAUCGUUGACGUGUCGUGGUAGGGCAUGUGAGCUUGCAGCCAGUACUUUGGUUGUUUGAUGUCGAUGUGAUGCUCGUGACUCACUUAAUUGCUUCCCUCUCUUGGUUGGCACUUAAUAAUUCACUAAAUCACCACAGUUUAAUUAGCUAGCAUAUUCAGUUUCUUUCUUUCUUCUACCUCCCCCCCAUUUCGCUUUGCACCAUUCAUCGAUCUGCUCUCUGCAAGACGUGGCACCUUCCUCCUUGUGUUCUCUGACUUGAUCAAGCUGCAAACUUGCAGGAGAUGGGAUGCUUCAAUUCCAAGCCAAACGACACCGGUGCGAUCAGAAGAAGACCCGGGAGCAUAGGCGAGGUGGCUGUGUUCGUGCCUGGAUUGAGAGUACCCGAGAGCUCGGAUGAGCUGCCCCUUCAGCCGCUAGGUGAUGGCCUCCCAAGGAGGCUCACCGAACGCCUGGCCGCGUUGAGGAAUCGGAUAAUUGUCAUGGCUGCUCAUGAGGCACUGUACAUGACCAAGCCCACCUGGAGGAUCACCAUCACUCAGCAUGGGGGGUCUAAGUCAGCUGAUCUUCUGCAAGCUUUGGAGGAUUACUUGCCCACUCUUCUUGGCCUAGUAAAAGAUGGGAGCGAGUUGGAAGAUAAGGUACAGUUUGCAUGGAUGAACCAAGAGGAUGACGCAGAGGAUACGUCAAUGCCCAGUGCUUGGUAUGAGGUGCUAUCAGUUCUACACUUGAUGGCUCUGCUGCGUUUGUCCCAAGCAAAUUCCCUUCUUGUUCCAAAGACAUCCAUUGAGGGAUACCAUGCUAAGGUAUCUGAAGAAAACAAACGAGCUUCAGUGGAGAUAUUUCUCAAGGCAGCCGGAUACUUGGAGUGUGCAAUCCAGCAUGUUCUACCUAAGAUAUCGCCGGAGAAAAGGAAAGGUCUUCCUGUGGACUUAGCUGAAGGAAUCCUGAAAGCUAUCUGCAUGCAAGCCCUGGGUCAAGCAAUUGAUGUUCAGCUUGGAUUGGCAAUUGACAGUCCAAAGGCUACCUUGGCAGUGAAGAGGAGGCUGGCAUGUGAGAUGGUCAAGUGCUGGCAGCAGGCACAUGAAAGCAUUUCGGACCUACCUCUGCUUGAUGGCUGGGCAGAAAAGCACAGGCUCUUUGUUACAUGGAAACACAUCGAAGCAAAAGCUGCGGCAUACUACUACCAUGGACUAAUCCUUGAUGAAGGAAACAGUGAGAAAUCUCAUAGGACGGCGGUGGCAGCGCUGCAAUCAGCGGAGGAGUUGCUCAAAGAGAGCAAAGCUGCAUGUGAAGCCUUCCAUGCGGCAUCUCCUGUUUCAAGAAGCCCGCCGCUGUGGGGAUCGAUGAGGUAUCUUCAGGAGAAGAUACACAAGGAGUCGUCGUGCAAAGUUCGGAUCAACAAGGACCUCUACAACAAGGACAACAUCAUCAUCCAUGACCAUGCUGACAGCGCGCCGCCGCUGCCGGACUUCGCCGUGGCUCUCAAACCCGACGAGUAUCGCCUUCCUCCCCCACUCACUGACACCAAUUAAGGAUCGAGUCGACAAGGGAGAAAUUAUUAAGGUCCAAGGCAUCAUGCAGAUGCAGAGGAGGAAGAAUCAAUCAAAUAAAAUCUAUUAUGUAUAUUCAUUCAUAUUGUGCCAUGUAUGUAUGCAUGGGUGUCACACCGCACCACAUGUUGCAAGAAAAAUGAAAGAGAAGCUAGUUACUACUACCUCCAUACAUAUAUGUAUGACAUUGACUAGUAUAAAUUUGAACUAGCCAACAUCAUAUAAAAAAACCUGGAGGGAGUACUAGCUAGCUAGCUAGGAAAAAAAAUUAAAAUUUUUAUAAAAGAAA
Oryza sativa Japonica Group (Japanese rice) is the source of this 1892-nucleotide messenger RNA. RefSeq lists its product as uncharacterized. The record is from RefSeq and is a predicted model, not a curated record. NCBI's taxonomy places the organism in Eukaryota, Viridiplantae, Streptophyta, Magnoliopsida, Poales, Poaceae.